Selaginella moellendorffii is the source of this 1494-nucleotide messenger RNA. Its product is annotated as probable potassium transporter 17. The transcript is spliced from 4 exons. The record is from RefSeq and is a predicted model, not a curated record. Gene Ontology annotation, biological process: potassium ion transmembrane transport. The coding region runs from base 1 to 1494 and encodes 497 amino acids. NCBI's taxonomy places the organism in Eukaryota, Viridiplantae, Streptophyta, Lycopodiopsida, Selaginellales, Selaginellaceae. Gene Ontology annotation, cellular component: membrane. Gene Ontology annotation, molecular function: potassium ion transmembrane transporter activity.
AUGGAGGGAAAUGCCCAUCCUUGCCAAUCGUCGCCCGAUCGAGAUCAAGGCGCGCGAGCUGCUGCUCGCGCCGUGGAUUUCGAGGAAUGCGUGCAAGUUCUUGACGAUCCAGGCCAGCCGUCGCCGCCCCCGCUGCCGCUGCGUCUAUCGUCCAAGGCGGAUAUCAGGAGGUCUCUCUCCAGGACUUCUAGGUCUUUCAGCUCUCGGAUUAACUCCUUCUACAAGGAUCAAGAGGUAAGGAGAGUGAUUCUUUCUUCUGUUAGGCGAUUUCUCGCGUGGUUUCUUCUCUUUCUUGCUCAGAUUUUUGGCUGCCGGGAGACACUAUGGCUGGCUUAUCAGACCCUCGGUGUGGUCUAUGGCGACUUGGGGACGUCUCCGCUCUACGUGUAUCCCACAGCGCAGAUAGAUUCGCGAAACGAGCGAGAGUACCUGGGGGUUUUGAGCGUCAUCUUUUGGACGCUCACGCUCAUCGGUGUUGUCAAGUACGUGCUCAUCGUGCUCCAUGCCAAUGAUCAUGGCGAAGGUGGAACUUUUGCGCUCUAUUCUUUGCUGUGCCGCCACGCAAACGUUGGACGGCAUGCUGGAAAACACUAUGGAAGGCUGGAGUCGGACACCGAGUUCUCGUAUUUCGGAGAUGCCGAGCGUGUCAGGGUGCACACGAGAGCAAAGAUGUUCCUGGAGAAGAGCGAGAUUGCCCAGAAGAUUUUGCUCGUUUGCGUGACUUUUGGAACUUGCAUGGUCAUAGGAGAUGGUGUUUUGACUCCAGCAAUCUCAGUGCAUGCAGCGGUGGUGAUCGCCAUCUCCUGUGUGAUUAUCUCGGCACUAUUUCUCUUGCAAAGCAUUGGCACGCAUAGAGUGAGUUGUAUCUUCUCGCCGAUCAUGGCUACGUGGUUCGCUUCUACGACUGUCAUAGGCAUCUACAACAUCAUGAAUUACUACCCGACGGUUCUAAAGGCCUUGUCUCCGCACUAUGCCAUCCGCUUUUUUGUCAGAAACAAGAGACAUGGAUGGGAGAUGCUCAAUUCAAUAGUCCUCUGUAUCACAGGUUCGUUGUUUGCUUACAUAGCCUUCAUAGCCGUCGUAUACCCCUCUCUUAUCAUCACAUACGCUGGAGAGACGGCCUUUCUGAUCAAACACCCAGAACAUCGCAUCGACGCUUUCUUUAAGUCAGUUCCCAGUCCAGUGUUCUGGCCUGUCUUUGUAGUCGCGACUCUGGCAGCGAUAGUUGCUAGCCAGGCGCUUAUCACAGCGACAUUCUCCGUUCUCAAGCAGUCGGUGUCCUUCGGCUGCUUUCCGAGGAUCAAGCUGGUCCAUACUUCAGCCAGCCAAGAGGGUCAGAUCUACUCCCCGGAAGUGAACUAUCUGCUGCUGGGACUUUGCUUGGCAGUCGUGAUCGGCUUCCAGGACAGUGAUGGCAUUGGAAACGCAUACGGUAACAAAGCUUUCAAUUCUCCUCGGAGUUCUAAUAUGUUUUCUUCACAGGAGUUGCCGUGA